Molecule: messenger RNA, 408 nt
Organism: Acanthoscelides obtectus
Lineage: Eukaryota; Metazoa; Arthropoda; Insecta; Coleoptera; Chrysomelidae
Source: the annotation of a GenBank genome assembly
AUGGACCAGAGGGUCAUUCGUGGGCUACCCAGGGAGAUGUCAGUCAAUGACAUCAAAGAGGAUCUAAUGAGCCAAGGCAUCGCAGACGCCGAGGUUCAGCAGAUGACCUCAAGGACCACCAAGAAGCCACUUCCGCUCUUCCUCGUCAAGACGAAGAUGCCGGAAAAGCUUGCAGAGAUCCAGAGGCUGGCCAUGCUCACGGUCAGCUUCGAGAGGAAGAAAAAGUCUUCCGAGCCCAGCCAAUGUUACCGCUGCCAGCGGUACGGGCACACACAGCGGAACUGCCGUCUCGCUGAACGGGAUGUUCAUGAAAGAAGUCGUGGGAGACGGCCAGUGAUACGGUCAGAUCAAAUUCUGCCGGCAUUGAACACAACUUUCUAUAGUACUGAAAAUAGAGUCCAACGGUAA